AAGAUGUCGUGAGAACGUUGUAUGCUAUAUCAUUACCAACUAUCUAACUCUUAAGCGCGUUAGGUGACAAGUAUAUCUCAAUAUAUCAUAAAAGAAGAAACUUUGACAAACGUGUUGUGUUAAACAAAACUAUCCGUAAAAUGGCUCGCAGGUACGAUACACGUACCACAAUUUUCUCACCAGAAGGUCGUUUGUAUCAAGUGGAAUAUGCUAUGGAAGCAAUUAGUCAUGCUGGUACAUGUUUAGGUAUACUGGCAAACGAUGGUAUUCUAUUAGCCGCUGAGAGAAGAAACACAAAUAAACUCUUAGAUGAAGUAUUCUUUUCUGAGAAAAUAUAUAAAUUAAACGACGAUGUAGUCUGUUCUGUGGCAGGCAUAACAGCCGAUGCUAAUGUUCUUACAAAUGAGCUGCGUUUAAUAGCUCAAAGAUAUCUUUUGCAAUAUGGCGAACCAAUUCCAUGCGAACAAUUAGUAUCAUGGUUGUGCGAUGUUAAACAAGCUUAUACUCAGUAUGGUGGAAAAAGACCAUUUGGAGUAUCAAUUUUAUAUAUGGGUUGGGACCGUCAUUAUGGCUAUCAAUUAUAUCAGUCAGAUCCAAGUGGAAAUUAUGGUGGUUGGAAAGCAACUUGUAUUGGAAAUAAUUCUGCAGCGGCUGUAUCAUCUUUAAAACAAGAAUAUAAAGAAGGAGAAACUACUCUAAAAGAUGCAAUGUCAUUAGCUAUUAAAGUACUUUCAAAAACAUUAGAUAUGAAUAAGCUUUCAGCAGAUAAAGUGGAAAUGGCAACAUUGACUCGUGAAAAUGAUAAAACAAGAAUUAGAAUUCUUCCAGCCAAUGAAGUUGAUGCUUUAAUAGAAGAACAUGAUCGAUUAGAAGCAUUAGCUGAACAAGCCAAAAAGGAAAAACAAAAAUUAUAGAGAAAUUGGUUGUACAUGGGAUCAGGCUGGUACAUCCUAAAGAGGCAUUAUUCUUUUUUAUCAUGCAGAAUCCCAUAUUGUAUGUUUGUAAAGCUUUUUCUUAAUAAAUUUAUAAGUUUCACAUUC
Vespa mandarinia (Asian giant hornet) is the source of this 1040-nucleotide messenger RNA. It is a transcript of the gene Prosalpha3, whose product is annotated as proteasome alpha3 subunit. The record is from RefSeq and is a predicted model, not a curated record. Lineage: Eukaryota; Metazoa; Arthropoda; Insecta; Hymenoptera; Vespidae. Gene Ontology annotation, cellular component: proteasome core complex; proteasome core complex, alpha-subunit complex. Gene Ontology annotation, biological process: ubiquitin-dependent protein catabolic process.